AUAAAUUGGUCGUUGAUAACAAACAGUAAGUGAUCCAGACAUUUGGAAUACAUUUAGUAUGCCUUUAAAUAUUCGCUAGUCGUAUAGCCUACCUAACUCCUAGUUGGUAUGCGUACUUAAUAUUGGUAGAGACUCUAAGAGGACUUAAUGAUCUAUAAUGGUACAUUGUUCUACCUUUGGACACGGAUUAUUAAACGUUCUGCUAUUUAGAGCAACAUGCUGUGUUUUAAUAAUAAGUCUACCUAUAGUGUACCCUGAGAAGACAACUUACACGCUGACCGAAGAGAAAAAAUCUUUUUUGCGGAAACAGUGAGAGUUGUCAAUUAACAGUGCUAUCGGAAGCAAGUGAAAUAAAGUCCAGCCCACAACUUUAUGUGUCAUACCUACUUCGUUUGUGUGUCCACAUGAGUCGGUCGCCACUAUGAGGCUAAUAGUACUUUGUGUUGUUUUUAUCACACAAAAAAUACUUGCUAGUGACUUGUGCCAUGGGAAAGUGUGCAUUAAGAAAUGUUGCCCAGACGAUCAUAUCGUUAGAAGUGCUAAAAAUUGUACACCAUAUACAGGAAAAGUGGAUUUAAAAAUAAGUGUGUACAACGAAGGAUACAACGAAAUAGGACUUUUUGAAGAUCAUUUUUAUCCAGAAGCGGGGAUAUUUCUUGAUGAUGGUUUUAAGAAACGUGCCCUCAAUUACACUAUACUAUACACGACGUACUUCUUGAUGCAGAAUGGCACCUUAUUUUUAGAAAGAAAGAAAUCAAAACAGAUACACGCUUACGAAACUGACCGGUACUGCAUCGACGCCGAGUUAGCUCCAAACAAGACGCUUAUACCUGCUGUAUAUUUUACAAAAGACGCUGAAACUCCUCGUAACGACGAUCCUUUAAAAUGGGGAUUCCUUGUGUCAAGUGUGUUCCUGCUGCUGCUGCUGGUGGUAUACAGCCUGCUGCCGGAGCUGCGCAAUUUAGGCGGACUUAUCUUCAUGGCAUACGUCGCCAGUCUCAUGAUGGGCUUCAUCUUCUACUUCUGCAUAGCAAUGGGCAAAUUAACUUCAUCGGUGUGUCUGGUUAUAACUUGUCUAACAUAUUUCUUCAUGCUGGCCAGUUUUGGUUGGUUGAACGUCAUGUCCUACGACAUAUUCUGGACCUUCAGAGGCUACGCGAAGGCGCGUCCCAUCCACCGUCGAGGGGAGAACAUAAAGUUCCUUAUGUACUGCGCCUACGCAUUCGGCGUCCCGCUCGGUCUCACCAUAGCACUGGUGACUUUGAACGAGGUGAACAAUCACCGACGGCUCGGUGGCAUCGUCCCUGAAAUACCUUUGAAAGGAUGCUUUCUAGAAGGUCCUGCGAAGUACGUGUACCUGUACGCGCCGAUGCUGCUGAUGAUCCUGGCCAACUGGGUGUUCUUCCUGCUGACAGCUUUCAACAUCUGGAGGCUGACGCGAGGGGGCGAUGUGCUGCGGGCUCAGGACUCUGCCGCCACCGGCUCCUCGACCGCGCGACAAGUUAACAAGCAAAGGUUUCUAAUGUACCUGAAAUUAUCUGUGCUGAUGGGCCUGAGCUGGAUCCUGGAGGUCGUCAGCUCGUACAACCCCGACUUCGAGGGCUGGUACAUCACAGACCUGUAUAACGUGUUCAUGGGGGUGAUCAUCUUCGUCAUCUUCGUCUGCAAGAGGAAAGUCUGGAACAUGCUGAAGAAAAGGUACACGAACUUCAAGCACCAACACAAGUUCUCCUUGCGGUCCAAGAGCCAAACCAGAAGCUCGCAGGAUGAGUCGACCACGCAGAGCAUACCUCUACAAUCGCCCGUCUCUACCACUGCGUCGACAAAUAUGUUUGAACUGAAUCCAAAAAAAGAAGUGGUUUAACACUAGCUAGUUACAAAUAAUUCCAAUGCAAAGCAUAAUAAUAUCUAAAAGAUAUUUCAGGCCUAGAAGCCAAUUUAGUUGAAAAUCAACUAUAAUAUUUGAAUUUUAAUUGCAUUUAAAGUAAACAAUUGACAUUGCGACUAUAUGACGUCAUAAUUCCUAAGUACUCUACAGUGGGCCACAGAUCCAGCUACCCAUUUCCGAUUUUUCUCUAGCUCUCAUCAAAUGGCGAUUCUUUGCGAUAGAACGAGACGACAUGACCGGAAAUGGGUACCUAGCUGGAAGUGUGACCUAGGGAUGUUAUGGAUAGAAGUUUCGGUUAUGGAUACGGUUACGUAUAUUACAAUAAUAUUAUACCGGUUUCGGUUACGGUUACGAAUAUGAAAUAAUUUCGGAUUAUCCAAUAUAUAAUUUCGAAACCAAAAAAGCGAUACCCAGUCAACUUGUGAUGUUACAUUCCAUGUUAUAGUUAGUAGUAAGUAGUUGUAAUAGUUUAAAAUGCAAGUUUGAACGCUUUUUAAAUACUUACUUAUUUUGGUAUUUCAUAGCAUUUUAGGUAACAAAUUAAGAAAAAAUUUUAUAAAAAAAAAAACCGACUCCAAAAAAUCUACACUAAAAAGUAGAAAAAUAAUUACUAAUUACCUACUUAUUUAUUAGGACGAAUUAUUAAUAUUUAUGUAGGUAUACCAUGAUUGAUACUUCUGGAGUCGGUGCCAAGAUUAUGAAACAUGUAAAGUUUGCCUGCACCGACUCCAAAAGUAUCAAUCAUGGUAUACCUAAAUAAAUAUUAAUAAUUCGUCCUAAUAAAUAAGUAGGUAAUUAGUAAUUAUUUUUCUACUUUUUAGUGUAGGUUUUUUGGAGUCGGUUUUUUUUUUUUUUUUAUAAAAUUUUACUUAUUUCUUGCUUUUUAGUUAACUAAUUAUUACCUUGAUGUUACCACUGAAGGUAGGCAGUACACUGAGACCAUAUUCUUCAUGUCUAGUGUAAAAUAAUAUUCCCUACAAAAUACAGGUUACCAUAUAGGAAACCUAAAAAGACCUUAAACCGUCAGCCCACCUUAAAAACAUGAAAGAAUACAACUGUUGGUCUAUUUGUACUUAUAAUAUUUAAAGAAUUAUCCUCCAACUCCAAAGCAUUAAGGAGUUGUACCUACCAUGACCAGUUCAUCGUGAUGAGAUGAUGAAUAUCUGAUGUAAACACCUGAAUAACUUUAGAAACUAUACUUAUCUAUGAAAUUAAAAGAAUUAUCCUCCAACUCCUAAGCAUUAAGGAGUUUUACCUUCUAUCAUCAGCUCAUCAAUAUGAGAUGAUGAUUUCCAGGAGCAAAUACUUGAAUAACUUAAGAAAAAGUUUGAAAAACGAUAUACGUGCCUAUAAAAUUUGAGGGUUGCCCUCGAUUUCCCUAGGAUCCCAUCGUCAGAUCCUGACUUGGUGACAAUGGGACCACCUCAGAAGUGUACCCUAUCGAACAAAAAAAGAAUUUUGAAAAUCGGUCCACAAUUGACGGAGUAAUCGGUGAACAUACAUAGAAAAAAAAAAACAUACAGUCGAACAUAUAACCUCCUCCUUUUUUGAAGUCGGUCAAUCAUAAAACAACGGUUUUAAACCCUCAAUAUUGUUCCAAUGCUGUACACGCAGACAAACAAAAGCUUAAUAACUUCAGUCUCCCCCAGAAUUAAUAAUGAUAUUAUAGAAUGUUGUAAUAAUAAUUAUUAUAUUUAACUAAUAGUUACUUAGGUAUUAAUUUAUUGUAAUUUUACCUCCGAUUAAAAAUUAGUUACGUUUAAUAGUUUUAUCAGGAUGAUAAUUAUAGUUGGGUGGGCUAAUAUCCCAUUUCAAAAGUAAAGUGUUAUUAAAAUGCAAGUUUUUGGUAAUAAUAAUUUAGUGAUAUAAGUCGGCCGUUUGGUGUAGUGGUUCAGAACGGACUACUAUGCCGAGAGGUCCCGGGUUCGAUUCCCGGCCGGGCAGAAAUUGAAAUGAUGAAUUUUAAUUUCUGUGACGGGUCUGGGUGUGACUAUGUAUAAUAUUUAUGUAUUUAAAAAAAAAGUAUAUAAGUACCUAGUAUAUCCGUUAAGCUAGCACCCAUAACACAAGCAUUAAGUUGCUUACUUUGGGGCUAGCUGGCGCUGUGUGAAAUUGUCCAAAGAUUUAUUUAUUUAUUAUUUAUAAAUAAAAAUAAUGUAAACCCACUCGGAAAAGGGUCAGGUGCAUUAAGUUUUAAGAUUUUUAUUUUUAUUUUUUGUCGAUUUGUCACACUUCCGUAAAUUGAAAAUAUAUUCGUCAUAAACAUGGUAAAGUAACUUUCCUAAAUACUUUGUUACGUUUAUAGUAAAAUAUUAAGUGUGUGACGAAUUUGCAAAAGCUUUUUUUCGUUUUUCGUGACUUUGGUGCAACUUUGUUGCAAAUAGACUAUAGUCUGGUUUUUUUAAAAACGACCAUUUCGCUACAACUUUGGUACGUGACUAUUUGCGACUAUGCACAAGUCUUUAAAAGCUUUGAAUAGGAUAACUUAGUUUAAGUUAAAUAAGUAUUCGGUACAACUUUCAAACCAAAGAUUUAGAGUAGGCGCACACCGUUGAUUUUUCUUCGGCCGAUAGUUUAGUCGGGCAGUUGAUCAGUAUGGGCAUGUAUGGGAGUGCGCACACUACGCCGAUUCGAUUUGGCCGAUUCUUCAUACAAUUUAAAAUCGGGCACAACUAUCGGCCAACUAAAAAUCAACGGUGUGCGCGCCUACUUAAUCUAUCUUCUUUAUUAUUAUUAUAUUAUAAAUAAAAAUGAAUUGUUGUUCGUUAGUCUGAUUAAAACUCGAGAACGGCUGGGCCGAUUGAGCUGAUUUUGGUUUUAAAAUGUUUGUCGUAGUCCAGGGUAGGUCUAAACGAUGAGCAAAUACGCGCGCGAUAUUGUUUUCCUGUGACAGACAAAAUUCCACGCGGGCGAAGCCGCGGGCGGAAAGCUAGUCUAUGAAUAAAAUAAAAGACUGCCAAUUAAAAUU
Messenger RNA from Ostrinia nubilalis (European corn borer), 4856 nucleotides. RefSeq names its product G-protein coupled receptor Mth2-like. Gene Ontology annotation, molecular function: G protein-coupled receptor activity. NCBI's taxonomy places the organism in Eukaryota, Metazoa, Arthropoda, Insecta, Lepidoptera, Crambidae. The coding region runs from base 422 to 1864 and encodes 480 amino acids. Gene Ontology annotation, biological process: G protein-coupled receptor signaling pathway; cell surface receptor signaling pathway. Gene Ontology annotation, cellular component: membrane. The record is from RefSeq and is a predicted model, not a curated record. The transcript has 9 exons.